Messenger RNA from Phycodurus eques (leafy seadragon), 2088 nucleotides. RefSeq names its product Bardet-Biedl syndrome 5 (gene bbs5). Gene Ontology annotation, biological process: cilium assembly; intracellular transport. The record is from RefSeq and is a predicted model, not a curated record. Gene Ontology annotation, cellular component: ciliary basal body; BBSome. NCBI's taxonomy places the organism in Eukaryota, Metazoa, Chordata, Actinopteri, Syngnathiformes, Syngnathidae. Gene Ontology annotation, molecular function: phosphatidylinositol-3-phosphate binding. Bases 124 to 1152 code for a protein of 342 amino acids. The transcript is spliced from 12 exons.
CAGGUUAGCAAAUCUGCUAACUAUUAUUAUCCAGUAACCGAGCCGGGUUUUUUUCCCCCACCGAUUUAAAAAAAAAAAUAAUAAUAAUUUAAAAAAAAUAACUCGUCUAGCCACCUUUCAGUUAUGGCUUCCGUUUUAGAUGCUCUUUGGGAGGACAGAGACGUUCGUUUCGACAUAACCGCACAGCAGAUGAAAACUCGGCCCGGUGAAGUGCUGAUAGACUGCCUUGACUCCAUCGAAGACACGAAAGGAAAUAACGGAGAUCGAGGACGACUCUUGGUGACGAACCUGAGAAUUAUUUGGCAUUCUUUGGCCUUGCCCAGAGUGAAUUUGUCUGUGGGAUACAACUCCAUCAUUAACAUCACAACGAGAACAGCAAACUCCAAACUUCGAGGCCAAACUGAAGCCCUCUACAUCCUGACAAAGUCCAACAACACGAGAUUUGAGUUCAUCUUCACCAAUGUGGUUCCAGGAAGUCCCCGCCUCUUUACAUCCGUCAUUGCCGUGCACAGGGCCUAUGAGACUUCUAAAAUGUACCGGGACCUGAAACUGCGAGCAGCGCUUAUUCAAAACAAGAACCUGCGACUUUUACCUCGGGAGCAAGUUUACGACAAAAUCAAUGGCGUCUGGAAUUUAUCCAGUGAUCAGGGGAACCUGGGAACUUUCUUUGUCACCAAUGUGCGGAUUGUAUGGCACGCCAAUAUGAACGAGAGCUUCAAUGUCAGCAUUCCUUACCUCCAAAUUUGGUCUAUCCGAAUAAGAGACUCCAAAUUUGGUUUGGCUUUGGUGAUAGAGAGUUCGCGCCAGAGUGGCGGUUAUGUGCUGGGGUUUAAGAUUGACCCGGUGGAUAAGCUUCAGGAUGCUCUGAAAGAAAUCAACUCGCUGCAUAAGGUAUACUCUGCCAACCCCAUUUUUGGAGUGGACUAUGAAAUGGAAGAAAAGCCGCUGCCGUUGGAAGACGUGACGCUGGAGCAGCCUCCCGAUGAUGUGGAAAUCGAGCCGGACGAGCAGACGGACGCUUUCACUGCCUACUUCGCUGAUGGAAACAAGCAACAAGACCGCGAGCCCGUUUUUUCAGAGGAGUUAGGCCUCGCCAUUGAAAAGCUGAGGGAUGGAUUUACCCUUCAAGGACUGUGGGAAGUCAUGAACUGAAAUAAUAUUCAAUAUUUAUGUAUCAUCGAUGUAGAUUGUUGUGAUUACAGAGAUCAGAUUUACAAAACUGUAUAGUAUUGAUCGUUUCUUAUUUUAUAGUUUAUUUAUACAGGACGUAUUUAUUGUGAAGUUACUUGUACAUCUGUAUUAAAAUAAUAUUAUUGGUGUUAUUUAAAAGCAAACCAAAUAUCUUAUACAGUCUAUCUGUGUAUACUGUACAUAGUUUUGUACCUCAUGUCUAAACACAGCACUCAAGUAUUUUAGUAAUGCUAAAAGAGGACAAAGUGUCAUCGCCUAUAGCAGCAGCUGUUCACUCAUUGUGUCUGCAAGCUAAUACUGGUCAGCACUGUCAUUGAUUUAUGACUUAAUGUACCUAAAAUGUCAAACGUGAGCAAUAAGUACUUAAACAAAUCUGACCAAUGUGUUUUCUGUUUCACUGACUUUCUUGUAAACCUAACCUACAUUUAGCCCAUGCUGGGGUCAGUGGUGGCAAAAGUACUCAUGCUGUACCCAAGUUCAGAUACUUUUAUUUAUAUAAAAAAAAAAAAAAAAAAACAAAGGCGGGUAAAAGUGAAAGUUCUGAUUUACCUCCUAUACUUGAGUAAAAUUUAUAAAAAGUACAGUCUCGGAAAUGUAGCCUACUUAAAUAAAAAAAUUAUAAUUUUUUUUUUUACUGUAAAUUAGGCUACAGUCUAUAGCCUACAAUACCAUUUAGAUAACUUGGCACAAUGAAUAAAAACAGUUUCUCAUUUAUUGCAUAGUGCUCGUACAUGUAAAAAGAAUGUCGCAUGUUGUUGUUAAGCGCUAGCUGCACUGGCUCAACUUAAAUGCUGUCACAACACUUCUCAUAACUUUACUAACGUCCUGAAAUUGUGGAUAAAAAAAUACGCUAAUUUAGCUAAUGAUUACAACUGAAUAAAAUAUACCGUGGUUGAC